Molecule: messenger RNA, 1631 nt
Organism: Chiloscyllium plagiosum (whitespotted bambooshark)
Lineage: Eukaryota; Metazoa; Chordata; Chondrichthyes; Orectolobiformes; Hemiscylliidae
Gene: serpina10b
Product: serpin peptidase inhibitor, clade A (alpha-1 antiproteinase, antitrypsin), member 10b
Molecular function (GO): serine-type endopeptidase inhibitor activity
Source: RefSeq, a predicted model, not a curated record
UCAGAACGAUGUUGCAAGGCAUGUAACAGUAAAAAAAGACUGUUGCUUUCAGCACAAGCAAGAAAUAAUGUUGCUCUGCAGGUAAUUCUGAGAUCAUCAAGACAAGAAAAAAUGAAAGCAGAAAUUUUUAUCCUUCUGAUAAGUGGUGAAUUAAUGAUCACUAUGAUGGCACAGCAGCACCAUUGCAGCCAGCUACAGCAGCCUCGGAAUUUUAGUUCAGAUUCAGAACAUAAUGCUGAAGCCAUACUUGCACCAGAAGCACCAGAACCAGUCCCCGAUAUGCAAGCAAUCUACACAUUGACAGAAAAAAACAGGGAAUUUGGUUUUAACCUCUACAGGAAAAUAGCAAACCUACAUGAAGACAAUGUGUUCUUUUCACCUAUUACCAUCUCCACAAUGUUUGCCAUGAUGUCCCUUGGUGCUAAACAAGUUACAUCUGAUGACAUACUCCAAGUCUUGAACGUAAAAGAUUUGAUCAAAAUGAACAACCCAUACCUGUUGCACACAUUGUUUCAGUGGCUUCACUGCAAUGUUAGCAGCAACAAAGAUCUCCUUAUCUCAGAGGGAAUUGCUUUGUUUGUACAAGAUGACAUUCAUUUGAAACCAACAUACAUCAAUGAUGCUUCUUAUUUUUAUAAUGCUGAUAUAAUUCCUGUAGAUUUUCAAGAUGCAGCCAACGCCACAGAUAUCAUUAAUCAAUAUAUCGACAAUAGAACAAAUGGAAAAAUCAACAAGUUGCUUGAUUCUGUGGAUAGCAAAACCAAACUUCUUUUUACUAAUUACAUCUUAUUCAAAGGGAAGUGGAUGGCUCCCUUUGAUCCAAAUGGUACCAAGGAUGGAAUAUUCUAUAUAAAUGCAUAUACCAGAAUCAAAGUACCAAUGAUGUUCAAAGAGGACACUUUUUUCUUAACACAUGACAAGACACAUUCUUGUAUAAUACUGAAGAUUCCAUACCAAGGAAAUGCAAGUAUGUUGGUGGUGAUACCAAAAAAUGGAGAAUAUCUACAUGUGGAAGAUGAGCUAACAACAGAAUUAUUAGCCAAGUGGAUCAAAGCAUUGAAACCUAAGAAAAUCGAAUUAUAUUUUCCAAAAUUUAAAUUGAACAAGUCGUAUGACAUGGAAAGGAAGCUGAGACAAUUGGGAAUUAUAACACCCUUCACAAACACUGCCAAUUUUUCUGGAAUCUCUUCAUCUUACCAUCUGAAGAUUUCUAAGGUUAUUCACAAAGCAACGAUUGAUGUGAAUGAGAGAGGAACUGAAGCAGCAGCAGUAACCAGUGUUUCAGCAGUGCCUUAUUCACUUCCAACUGUCAUAAAAGUGGACCACCCUUUUGUUUUCAUGAUAUAUGAAGAAAUAACAAACAUGCUACUGUUUAUAGGACGGGUGAAAGAUCCCACCAAGAGUUAAUGUUCUCGUGAGAUUAUUGUUUUUGAAUUGAUUGUUGUUUUGUAAGUUAGGCAUUACAAUAAUGACUCUUGAAAGGAUUAACAAUAUUUUAGACAAUACUGUGUUGGCCUAUAGCAGUACAGAACAUAGAAUAAUCAAUUUGAUUCAAUUUUUCAGAUUUGGAAACUUUCAAUAACUAUGUUUAAUAUUUAAAAGCAUUGAAAUAAAAAAGUCCUUUUCUCAAA